CAUACCUACCACAGCUAUGUACAUAUAAUCAACUUCACCUCACGUCACUCUAUUAAUUGCCGAAUGUAGCUGUGCGCUUUUCUAAAUGUCAACAAUACCCACGACGUAUCCUGCCCAACUUAUUUUAGGUACUGACCAUAAUCAAACUCUACUUCUCUCGUCGCUAUGAAAUAUCUCAUUCUAUCUGUACCUACCCAUCUUUAACUUCCCUUAACCCUAAUUCUAUCUGCCCUCCUCUCGCCUGCCGACGACACUGACCACACCGACCAACUCCCACUUUAUUUCUAAGCCCGCUUAAACCUCCCUUGAAUCCCCUGCGCAUUUGUUAACCGCAUAUAUUUCGGUCAUCAAAAACUGCGGUGCACUCGUCGUCAUGGUUUCAUCAAGGAAGCGCGCCUUGCGCGAUACCGAACCGGAAGCUGAGGCGCGAGGGCCUCCCAAGGAGUCUCCCAAGGAGCCAUCUUUACUUCAUCGCAUCAGAAAUACUUGGCAAUUUGCCAACCUGUUCCAAUGGAUAUACUUGUUUGGCAAAGUCGUGAAGAUAGACGAUAAUCUAGAGAUAGAUGAUCUGGAAGCCGAGUUCCUAAAACCCCGUUCGACUGUUCUAAUUAACAUUGGCCUCGCCUUGCUCAAGUUUGUAUCGUCGCAUCGCGGCUUAACACCGGACCUCUUCGACGAAUAUACGCGGCGGCAAUACGUUGCUAAGGCCCCCGAUCGAAAUCCGUUUGGUACCGCGGACACGCCCGCCAAGUUCGACGACUUCGACGCUUUCACAAAGAUCAAAAUAUUGCAGCAGCUUACUCAAUGGGUGAUGUUGCAUCCCGAAAGAAUUCGAGAAAAGAUGGAUGAGCAGAAGCCAAGCGAUCAAACAGAAUGGAGAAUCGAACCCUCUGGAUGGGAUAGUGACGAUCGCAUUUACUAUAUCCUAGACGAUAACCGAAUAUACCGCAUGACAGAAGCCCCGCCGACCCCUGCGCCCUGGAAACCCAAGAAAAAUACCAAAAAGGCCAAAGCAGCAGCAAGAGCUGCCAAACGCCGACGCGUAUCAAGAUCCGCAGCGCAAAACGGUGGCGAUGAUGAUGACGGCUCUGCUUCCGACGUGGAUCAACCUGCUGAACCGGAGGAUGACGGUCUGGGGGGUGCGAAGUGGGAGUGCAUUGCAGCGAGCCUCACAGAAGUACAAGAAUUCCUUAAUACCAUUCGAAAGACCCGUGACGACAAUGAAAAGGUCCUAAAGAGUACUAUCGAAAACCACCUUUUACCUAUUCUAGAGAAGCAAGAGGAAUCUCGAAAGCGCAAAGCCUUACAGAGGGAGAAGGAGCUUCUCAAUCUCGAAAAGAUGGCACAUGCCAAGCGUUCGAGCCGCCUUGCUAAUAAGGCCGAACAACAACGUUUGGAGCAGCAGAUUAAAGAAGAGGAACAGAAACGCCGAGCGGAAGAGGUGACGGCUCGAAAAGAGCAACAAAAACGUAUAAAAAUGGAGAAAGAACGCGACAACCGCAUGAUGUCUCGGGAGCAACGACUUCGAGAACGGGAGGUCCGCCGGCGACAGCACGAAGAAGAAUUAGCCCAGCUGUCUGAGGAUAGUAGAAACCUCAGCGCUGGGACCGGUCGUUUAUCGGAGAGGCGGUUGAAAGCGGAAAUCGAGAAGAACAGGCAAGCCCUGCAAGAGCUUGAGGAGGAAGAAGAUGACUGGAUUUUUGACUGUGUCUGUGGCGUCUACGGCCAGGUUGAUGAUGGAACACACAGUAUUGCAUGCGAGAGAUGCAACGUCUGGCUGCAUAGCAAAUGCGUUGGCAUUAGCGAAGAAGAAGCCGAUCGCGAUGAUUUUCAUUUUAUCUGCAAGAGUUGCCGCCGAAAGAGUUCAACGCCAAAGUCCGCUACGGUCAUCAAAUUAAAGGUUAAUCGACAGGAUGCUUCAUCUUCACCUCCUAUCACAAAGUCGGACGGCUCGCCUACUCCAGACCGUGCUCGACUCACCCAAGGCUCUGGCAUUGCGGUCGAGAUACCGGCGAGACUUACUAGUACGCAGCUCACUACUCAGCCGUUGAUCCCCGUAAAGCAGGCAGGUCAACCUAACGCCCCUCCUCCAUCUUCACCCUUCACUAAUGGUGAUGGGCUUCAUCCAUUCUCUUCGCCGCACCCAAAUUUAUCACCUCCAGAGCAGUCGCCCAACAAAGCAAGGGCCUACUCAACCAUGUUCAAUGCGUCGCCAACCUCUGGAAGUCGUUCCGGAGAUGUCCGGGCGCCGCAAAAGGGUGUAUUCCGCGUGUCACCAAAAGCUAACGGCGUACCUCAAUCCGCACAGUCGAGUAACCUCCCGCCUAAUGCGGACACCUCUAUACCUCCCGUGGCCGCCAGAGCUGAUUCGCCUUUGAAGCAGCCUUUUGAUGCCGCAAGCAGUAGUCUUCCAGUUCUUUCGCCACCAUCUGUAUCAUUUCCCGCUUUAGCACGCCCUUCGAGCAGUGACACCAAUGCUCAACAGGCAAUACUGUCUACUCCACAGCUUAAGAAGUUUGACCAAGCAGGAGCACGGCUUGACGCAACGCCUAGUCUGCCGCCGAUCCAAAAUGGGAUCUCGCCGCUAAAACGCUCGCCGCCUCCACACCAGCAAUCGGGCAACGGCCUAUUUUCGACACCAGCAUCUUCGAUUCUUCCCCCAGUGACGGCUCUGUCCCCUUCACCUUCACAGCAAAUACUGACGCCUCCUGUCAAACCUUCCGACCCUAUACGGCCGGCAUCACAGACGCCAGGUGGUAUCACUAGGGAUGAAUAGUCAGAAACGUCUUGGGAUGAUGGCUUAGUUGGCCCGCCAACUAGGCUGUUACAGGCCACCAAGAGUAGACCCAUCUGUCAUGUAGUCUAGAGACUGGUCAUAUUUUCAGCACAGUCUUUUCGGCACCGCGAGUUCGACCGCGUCCUAGUUGAGAUAGGAUACAGGUUUCAUAUGCGCCCAAUUCUAGCAUUGAUAUUAGGCAGCUUUCUUUAGCAUACGGAUGCAAAGGUGGAUAAGCUUAGGCGUUCUAGUAACGUCGAUCUCUUCCCCGUGGAAUGGGAAAGGGAUGCGUCUGCAAACUCGUUAGAAGCAUGCAGGAGUAGGGGUUUCUGAUUGGUUUAGACGGAUAAUGCAUUUUAAGGCGCAGAAGACAGGUAAACCAAGCCUGAAAUGUAAACUAGAAGGGAAACGUUAUAAUACGUUGUUUUUGCAUGCAUUAACGCAUAAGUAGUGCUGAGCCUGGUAGUUUUCUAAGGUUAUAGCGCAACAUUCAGGAGAAUACAAGAUAUUAUGAGGGACCCA
Molecule: messenger RNA, 3298 nt
Organism: Daldinia vernicosa
Lineage: Eukaryota; Fungi; Ascomycota; Sordariomycetes; Xylariales; Hypoxylaceae
Exons: 5
Coding region: 374-2776 (800 amino acids)
Biological process (GO): regulation of DNA-templated transcription
Cellular component (GO): RSF complex
Source: RefSeq, a predicted model, not a curated record